AUGUGGCUCUUUCUGGCUGCCCUGUUGGGCCUUUGGCUCCUUUGCCGAUGGUACCUGGAAAGACAAAUGGUGGAGAACCUGACAGAGAAACACGUCUUCAUCACGGGCUGUGAUUCUGGCUUUGGGAAACAGCUGGCCAGGCAGCUGGAUGCUCGGGGUCUGCAGGUGUUGGCCGCUUGUCUCACUCCAGAAGGGGCAGAAGAGCUGGAAAAAGUCACGUCGGCUUGUUUGAAAACCACCCUAUUGGAUGUCACCAGCACUGAGGGUGUUGCAGCAGCAACUGAGUGGGUGAAGGAGCAAGUAGGAGACAAAGGUCUCUGGGGCUUGGUGAACAAUGCAGGCGUCGCUUUCCCAUUGGCUCCCAACCAGUGGCUGACCAAAGAUGACUUUGCAAAGGUGCUAAAUGUCAAUUUGCUGGGAGUAGUUGAUGUGACACUCCACUUGCUGCCCCUCAUCAGGAGAGCCAGAGGUAGAGUGGUCAACGUGAGCAGUUUGGCUGGAAGAAUUGCCGUUGGUGGAGGCGGCUACAGCCCUUCAAAAUUUGCAUUGGAAGCCUUCUCUGACAGUCUCCGGCGUGAAAUGCAUCCUUUUGGAGUCAAAGUCAGCAUCAUUGAGCCAGGUGCAUUUUUUACAGGAGUAGAUAAAUGUGCAGCAGAGUUCUUCAAAACCCUCUGGAGCAAAGUACCAGCUGAUAUCAAAGAACUCUACGGCCAGGAAUUCUGGAGAAAAUUUAACCAAACAUUUGUUGGCAGUAGAUGGAAGAAAAAAAACCUACAGAUAGUUACAGACUGCAUGGAACAUGCCCUAAUCUCUGCCUACCCUCAUAGCCGUUACGCUGCAGGCCGAGAUAGCAAAUUCUUCUUCAUCCCCCUCUCUUACUUGCCAGCCCUAUGGACAGAUUAUAUUCUGACAUAUGGCCACCCCAGACCAGCCAAAAGUUUGUAUUGAUCACAGUCUCAUCGUUUGCACAAGAAUCAGACUACACCCACUUCUCAUUUAGCAACUACCUCAGUUGAACUGAGCCAACGGACACAUUUAUGACCAA
Molecule: messenger RNA, 1045 nt
Organism: Ahaetulla prasina
Lineage: Eukaryota; Metazoa; Chordata; Lepidosauria; Squamata; Colubridae
Product: retinol dehydrogenase 7-like
Exons: 4
Coding region: 1-948 (315 amino acids)
Source: RefSeq, a predicted model, not a curated record